Messenger RNA from Sorghum bicolor (sorghum), 3786 nucleotides. Its product is annotated as pentatricopeptide repeat-containing protein At1g03540. Lineage: Eukaryota; Viridiplantae; Streptophyta; Magnoliopsida; Poales; Poaceae. Gene Ontology annotation, biological process: RNA modification. Gene Ontology annotation, molecular function: RNA binding; protein binding. The coding region runs from base 167 to 2017 and encodes 616 amino acids. The record is from RefSeq and is a predicted model, not a curated record. The transcript has 2 exons.
GGGCUUCGCAGAUUGAUCCGCAUCAAGGGACGGAAUCGUUCUCUCUCUCAGAGAAGUGUCUAGCCGCUUUAUCAAAAAAAAAAAAAAAGUGUCUAGCCGCGGUGACUCCUCGCCGCUACGAACGCCGCCGGCGCGCCGUGCUGCCGUGAACUCAUGACCCGAAAGCAUGAUGCCGCCGUCCCCAGCCUCGCCGCACGAUGUGACCGCUGUCCUGCGGCUCCUGGAGUCCCGCGAACUUCUCGCCGCGGCGCGCCUCGCCGCCGCCUCUGCUUCCUCCUCGCCGCUCCCGCUCGCCGCGGUCCUCCUGCACCGCCCGCUGCCCCCGCGCCUCGGCUACAGCCUCCACGCCCGCGCCGCGCGGGCGGGCCUCCUCGCGGACCGCUACCUCGCUAACGCGCUGCUCGCGUUCUACGUCCGCCUCCCGGACCACCUGCCUCACGCGCUCAGGGCGUUCGACGACCUGCCCCGCCGCGACGUCGUCGCCCACUCCUCCGUCCUCGCCGCCUUCCUCCGCGCGGGCCUCCCGCGCCGCGCGCUCCUCCAGCUCAGGACCAUGGCCGCCGGCGGAUACGGCGCUGACGACGACGUCGCCCCCAGCGCGCACGCGCUUUCCGCCUCCGCCAAGGCGUGCGCCGUGCUGCGGGACCUCCGCGCGGGAGCCUGCGUGCACGGCACCACCGUCGUGCGAGGGUACGCCGACGAUGGCGUCGUGCUGAGCGCGCUCGUGGACAUGUACGGCCACUCGGGUGCGCCGGGCGACGCGCGGAGGGCGUUCGAGGAAAUGCGCGCCCCUGACGGGAUAUGCUACACGUCGUUGAUAUCAGCAUUUGUGCGGAACGACUGGUUCGACGAGGCCCUGCGGUGGUUCCAGGCUAUGCUCGCGACAGAUGGGGUUUAUCCGGACGGCUGCACAUUUGGCUCCAUGAUGACGGCGCUGGGGAACCUGAAGAGGGCGAGACAGGGUAGAGAGGCGCACGCGCAGGUUUUGACACGUGGCCUGUGUGGGAACGUGAUCGUGGAAAGCAGCACACUUGACAUGUACGCCAAGUGUGGGAUGAUGGUGGAUGCACAGAAGGUGUUCGACAGGAUGAAAGUCCGGAAUGCAGUUUCAUGGUGCGCCCUGCUUGGUGGGUAUUGUCAAAGCGGGAAGCAUGAGAUGGUUCUCUCAUUGUUUCGACAGAUGUAUACUGAGGACGAUGACUGGUAUAGCUUGGGAACUCUUCUGCGGUCUUGUGCUGGUCUGUCUGCAGUGAAGCUAGGAAAAGAAAUUCACUGCCGUUUUAUGAGGAUGAGAGGCUGCGGAGAUGUCAUUGUUGAAUCCGCACUCGUGGACCUGUACGCAAAAUGUGGUGCUGUAGAAUACGCCUACAGAGUUUUUAGAAGGAGCAGUGUCCGCAACAUGAUUACUUGGAAUGCCAUGAUUUGUGGUUGUGCUCAGAAUGGCCAUGGUGAACGAGCCAUCAGCCUGUUCGAUGAGAUGGUUAGAGAAGAGGUCAAGCCAGACUACGUCAGUUUCAUUGGUGUUCUUUUUGCUUGUAGUCAUACUGGGAUGGUUGAGGAAGGAAGGAACUACUUCAACUCAAUGAGCAAGGACUAUGGCAUUCCUCCUGGUAUUGAACACUACAAUUGCAUUGUUGACCUCCUCAGUAGAGUAGAGCUUCUGGAAGAGGCUGAAGAUCUUGUAAACAAGUCACAGUUUAGAGAUGAUUCAUCACUGUGGGCAGCAAUCCUUGGUGCCUGUGCCACACAUACUAACCCAGAUGUAGCAGUAAGGGUUGCGAAGAAGAUGAUGGAAUUGGAGCCUCAAUACCACCUGAGCUAUGUUCUUCUUGAAAAUGUGUACAGGACAAUUGGGCGAUGGGAAGACGCUGUAGAGGUAAGGAGGUUGAUGAAAUCAAGAAAGGUAAAGAAAGAAGCCGGAACAAGCUGGAUUGAUGUAAACAGAAGCAAACUAUACACUAAGGAGGCAGCCUCACAACCUGUAGCCUCUGAGGACAUCAGGAAGUGCAGUCCAUGACAGAUUUAGCUUUGGCGGUGGUUCUGGUAUCUCAAAUAAUGUUUAAAGUCAUUUCUCAAUUGUAUGGAUGAAUUUGGGCAGGUCUUGUUCCAAAUCUGUUGCACAAACCGUCCCUACAUAUGUGAUGAGUGUGUUCAAACUUCCACUGACUUUAUGUGAUGAUCUGAUGAAGCACAUACAGGCCUUCUGGUGAGGAUCUGCAUCUGAAAAUGGUAAGCAAAAGAUUCAGUGGAUUCUGGAGGUAUGGGUUUCAAGGAUUUAAGACUUUUCAAUCAGGCUUUACUUGCUAGACAGGCAUGGAGGCUGGGGCCUUCCUAGAUAGCUUCUGUGUGUGUCUUUUGGAAGCUAAAUAUUCCCCUCAGGGUAACUUACUUGAUACUGUCCCAGCAGCUGAUGGAUUGCAAAAUGUAAAGGAACUGAAUAUGGGUUGGAGAUUUUAAAACUUGGUGUGGUGUACAGGAUUGGUGAUGGGAGAAGUACAAGGAUAUGGAGGGAUAACUGGAUUCCUCGGGGACAGCCUGAGAUCAAUAGUGAGGAGGUUUUUCUAUCCGUAUGACUUUGCCGAAAAUUUGAAGAUCAAGCUUCAUGGUGAAAAAGAUGACAGGACUGCUUUGUGUGGCCUUAUGAUAAAAAAAUGUACUGUUUACAAUCAGCCAAUCAGGAGUGCAUAUAGAAUUGUCAUGUGCUUCACCAGUUGCACCAUGGUGUGGGUGAAAUUGGUGGAAACUCAACAUCUGAGGAAGGGAGAUGGAUUUGGGAUGAGAUAUUAGAGCUCAAGAUACUGGCAAAAAUCAGAAUCUUUGCAUGGAAAGUCAUAAACAACGGAUUGCCAACUCAAGACACAGGCUAACUGUGAGUCGUGUGAUCAUGACAUGGAGGACCGCUUCCAGGCAUGUGAUUCCUGUAGAGGAUGAGAUCAAUGGACAGGGCCAGACUGACUACUUGUUCUCUUUAGAGGAGGUAAAAGCAAAUUUCUUAAUGCUCAUUUGGAGGAUCGGUUUAUUUGGAAUAAUGUUUUAAUAUAAAAGCUAGUGGCAAGGUAUUCAUGCAUGGCUUGGUUCUUUUUCUAACCCGGUAUAUGGACUCUCUGUCACUUGUCCGACAACAGAGGCAGCAGGUUGAUUACAGCAGGAAAGGGAAGUUUCUGCCGUGGAGCUCAAAGUCCUUAGCUAAUACCAAGGAAGUCUUGUGCAAGAGCUGGAUCCAGUCAUGUCAGGGUACUCUGAAAAUUAAUGUUGAUGGGGCUUCUAAACCUGACAGUCUGACACUAGCUCAGCAGCAGUGGGCAUGAUUAUCAGGGACUGGGAGGGCCAGCCAAAACUUACUUCCUGGUGAUCGCAUUUCUAAUGCAGGGAUGCUGAAGGAGCUGAGGCUGCAGCAUGUCUCGAAGGUAUCAGUCUUGCGGCUCGCUGGGCUCAUUGCUCAUUUAUCCUGGAGACUGAUUGUGCUGCAGUGGCUGGAAAGCUCAAGACGCGAUGUCAUGAUAGAUCGUUGACAACCACUGAUCCAAUAAGUUCUUCAAGAAAUUGACUCUCUUCAUCGCCUAGAGGAAGCCUAGAAGAUUAGGUGUGAUUAGAAUGACGUGGCGCAUGAGUUAUCCAUAAUAACAUGCCAUGAGGGUCAAGUUUUUUUUUUAAUUCUGUUUCUAGGGACGUUGUUGCCCUCCUUUGUAAUGACACUAAACUUUAAUCUUUAAUGGUUCGAAGAAAAAAACUGAUGGAAAUUAGGAUCAUUUGGUCUGCAAAGAUAAUCAUAUCUGCUUUACAGUU